This is a messenger RNA of Belonocnema kinseyi, 1626 nucleotides long. RefSeq lists its product as uncharacterized. The coding region runs from base 105 to 518 and encodes 137 amino acids. Lineage: Eukaryota; Metazoa; Arthropoda; Insecta; Hymenoptera; Cynipidae. The record is from RefSeq and is a predicted model, not a curated record. The transcript is spliced from 4 exons.
GGAAAAAUCUAAGAAACGUCAAACGUGUGAAGAAGGUCCUGAUUUACUACAAAAUUUGAUCGGGAAGUGUGUUAAAGAAAGGUUUCAGACCUUCCAUAAUAAAAAUGGGAGGAAGAAAAUGCCAAGUUCUAAAUUGCAAAUCCACAGGAGGGCCAAUGUUUAGUUUUCCAAAGUAUAAUCGAGACUACGAUCGUCUUUUAAAAUGGGUUUCAGUGUGUGGAAAUCCAGAAUUGCUUAAAAUACCGAAGGAGAAAUUGUGCUCUAAAAAUGUGUGCAAAAAACAUUUUGAAAUGAGUUCUUUCAUAUACAAAAGAAUAUCUAAAUCGGCUGUUCCAUCCUUGCAUUUGCCAGCAGCUUUGUGUGAAAAUAUAUUACAUACGAUUUUUCGCUCUGAAGAAAUAGAUGUAACGAGAGAAGCAAACAAAUUUAAAACAAUGGCAAAAUGGAUAGUGGAAGAUUGCGAAUUAAAUGCGUAUGAACCUCUGAAGGAUAAUUUUAUUUUGAUGCCGCACAAUUGAAUAUAGAGGAAGCUGCGAUUUAACCGAAAAAUAGAAGAAAAAACAUAGUUAAUUUUUGUUGUGAUUUUUUAAGAAGUGUAGAAUCUAAAGGGGUAUUAAGAUAAUUUUCGUCCGAUGAGACUCGAUGAAGUUGCUAGAUUUCUCAACACAAAUCUUGAAUUAUAUCAUAUUUAACAAAUUUUACAUAUCACAAAGGCUACAAAAAUAUAUUAAUAUGUUAUUCCACCUCGAAGAUAUAUACGCAAAGCUUUUCUAAACCCAAAAUCUUUGGAACUCUAUACAUCCAGUGCAUAUUAAAGCGACAUGAAACAACCAGGUCGUUGAAGAGUAUAAUUUUGUUAAAAUUACCUUCAAGUAAUGACUUUUGCAAGCGUUUAUUCGACUUCGUGUUUUACUACUUUACGAUUUAGAUACAUGAUAACCUCACUCAACUUGAAUUUGAGUCAUAAUAUCUCAUAUUAGAGUAUCGCUGAAAUGCCUUUUAUCUUAAUUAGUUCUAAUUGCUUCAUUUGUUAGAAGCAUUACAAAUACAUCGGAAUUUUUCAAUUCAAAGUGACCAACGAUUUCUAAAACUUUUAUAACACCUCUCUAGAAUUGUAUUUUAUUAAAAAAAUUUAAGGUUAAACAGAAUGCUAAUUAGCAACUGAUUUCAAUUUUUAAGAUUGAAAUACGAAAAGUUUAAGGUGAUUCCAAAUCGGAAAUGAGUUUGGCUUGAGAUUGUUCCUGAAGUCUCCUUUUAUAUUCUAAAUAAAAAGUGUGAAACGAAAUUUGGGGUUCAACUGAUAGUAAAUUUUAAAUAGCUUUUGUGCAUUUUUAAAAGGAAAUUGUAUUUUAAUGUCUCGGGAAAUAUUGUACUUAGAGAAAAAUACCACCAAGAACAAUGUUAUUUGUUAACAGCAAACACUUUUUUUGCAUAUAAUUGUUUCUUUAAAUCAAACAAAUUUAAGAGAAAAAUCUGCCCGCAUUGUGCGGGCUCUUACUGCGCGCAGCUCGCUUGGCAAUCACGUAUCUCGUAAAAGUGGACUGUUCUAUAUUAUGUUUAAUACUAUUAUAUUAAAUUUACAUUAUAUUUUUUUAUGUAAUUUGGACUAGUACUGCCUAUUCAGAC